This is a messenger RNA of Drosophila eugracilis, 2702 nucleotides long. RefSeq names its product transcription factor SPT20 homolog (gene TP53INP). The transcript is spliced from 5 exons. Gene Ontology annotation, biological process: autophagosome assembly; positive regulation of DNA-templated transcription. Bases 585 to 1841 code for a protein of 418 amino acids. The record is from RefSeq and is a predicted model, not a curated record. NCBI's taxonomy places the organism in Eukaryota, Metazoa, Arthropoda, Insecta, Diptera, Drosophilidae. Gene Ontology annotation, cellular component: autophagosome; nucleus.
CCAUCAUUCGCUCGUCAGUCCUUGUUGCUAGCAUACGUCACGGAGUUCCUGUAGCGCUGCUCUCCGCACUUCUCACCCCCUCUCAGUUCUUUAAAACGGAAGUAAUCAGCACAAACAAAUACAACACAGAAAUACAAUAAUCACAGCAAUUAAAAAAACAUUUUGUGUAAAAAACCUUGCUGGUGCAAAACAUUGCCGAGUAUAGAAAUCAGAGGACAAGGAGAGAUUCCACCAUCGAUCGAUCAAUAAACUCCGGGCAGCAACUUCUACGCUACGAAGAAAACAGAAAAAGAACAAGACAAGAAAACAGCGUACAAAACAAAAAAGGAACAUAAACAAAUACAAAAAAGAAUUAAAUAAAAGACUGAGCAACGUUCAAGCAAAUCCAAGGAACAAAAAACAAAAACAUAAGCAAUCUCCACACAUUUUGUCUCUCUAACUGUGAAACUAGGCCCAAAAUAUAAACUCUAAAAUCCGAGUGGAAAAAGCGCAACUUUGAUCUCAGCACACCCGCAACCACAACCAGAAGCAAUACGAAAAGCCAGCGCAUUUCACCGCCGGAUCAGCCGCAUUAACCCCGUAUAAUGUUAAGCAGCCUCGCCUCGUAUCUCUUUGGAUCGCCAGCAACAUCCGAUUCCAUUAGCCAAGACGCCAAUCCCGCCCAGAGCCCCAGCAACAACUCGAAUCCCGGACCGACCAGCGAUCCAGCAGCUGGCGAUGUAAUUGAGGUCACCUCAUCGACGCCCUCGGUAGCGGGCAACAAUCGGGGGGCGGUACGCGCCUCCAACGGCAAGAGGGGCAAGAAUAGGCGUGGCAAGCAGCAGCGGAUCAACCAGCAACAGCAGCGGAAGCAGCCGGCCAUCACCAAGCUGCUGACGCCAUCGGGUGAGACCAUCGACGAAGAUUUCGACGAGGACGAAUGGUACAUCGUGGAGAAGGAAGACGAGGAGGACGACUCCUUGCCGCGCAGCGACUCCGAGGAGGAGCUCUCCGUGGUAGAGGUGUCGCAGCCGCGGGGCGGUGCCACCUCUUCGGGCUCCUCGGCUGCCGGCCAUGGCCCAGCGGCCGCCGCUUCCCGCCGCCGGCAGCACCUCAACUCGCAUUCCCUGUACAGUGGGCCACGGCCGCAGCAGCAGCGCAACUAUCUGCAACGCUCGCGCGUCGCCCGGCCGCUGAGCAUCAGCACCCUCAGCCCGCCCAGAAGUGUACCCGCCCAGGGAUCGGCGGAUCCUGACACCCUCAGCCAGUCGCUGUACGUGGCCUCGCCUAGCGGCAGCGACCAGGGUCAGGGCUUGGGUCUGGGACAAGGUCUCGGCCAGGGUGCUAACGUGCUGAUGGAGGAGUCCUGGUACGUAACACCGCCACCAUGCUUCACCUCGAUUGGGCCAAUCAAUAUGGAAACAUCACCAUUUGAGAAUCUAUUGAUUGAGCAUCCAAGCAUGUCCGUUUAUCGUAGUAUUAGGUCCACCCAGGAGGGCACCGAAAGUUUUGUUAAUCUUGAUCUCGGGGUGUCGGCGGAGGUGCCGCAGCAGCAGCAGCAGGAUGAUCCCGAGCCGGAGGCUGAACCGCAGGAUCAGCGCCAGGCUCUCCAGGAGCAGCGUUCUCACAACGCUCGCUACGAUCGCCAUGCGGCUGCCCAGCUGAAGCAGCAGACGCUGGCUCGUCAGAGCCAGAAGAGCAACAACAAGAAGCAGCACCAGCAGCUCUGCCGCAGUGCCAUUAAGCGGGCCAACAAGGUGCGGGACUUCCAGGCCAAGGCCAACCGCCCGCGCCGCUCUGAGAUGCAGCACUGCAAGCUGGUCAGCGGCGCCAACAACAACCGCAGCAAGUGCUGCUACUAGGCGUGCACCAACCGCACCACCCAAAAAAAAAAACAACACCACCACCACCCACACGCCUCCCAAGCCCAAACGCCGGAGGAGCAUUACAAUCAUGGCAGGCGACGCGAGGGCAACGCGUUCCGAUUUUAAUUAGUAUUUUAACUUAACCCCCAAGAUGAAACGAGAAAAUCUGCAAAACAAAAAUGCCACAAAAAUAUCAAAAUCUAGCAGCUAAAAACAAAACACACACACACACACACAUAUGUUUAAUUAAUUAAACUUAACAAUUAAUUGUGUAAAAACGAAAAACAAAAGCCACAAAAAAAUUUAACUAUCUGUGUAAAUGCGUAGGUUUUAACGUUUGCCGUUUCAAUUUCAAAACUUAUAUGAAAAAAUACCAAAAAAAUGCAAUAAAAUUUUCAAAAUGAAUAUGCAAAAAAACCCAUAAGAGGAAAAAAACACACAUGGAAAAUGACAAAAAAAACAUGUAUAAAAUAAGCAACAGAAACGAUUUUGUUAAUGUAGCUAAGAAAACUAUUUUAUUUAUUUAACAAUCAAAAAACACACACACAUACGAUUAAUUUACUGUAUGUUUUGCAACAAUUUUAUGUUUAUUUGCGUGAGAGCAAUCUCUUGAAACCGAUUUGUUUGAGUUUGUAUGAAUUUCUGUGUGUAAAGUGUAUGCUUACCGACAAGUAGGAUAUAUUGUAUUAAAACCCCUCGAACCUGAUCUAAUGUUCUAUUGUAUGCCUGAUUAUGUUGGAAAUGCGCGUGCGUAUGUAUGAAACAAAAUGUGUGAGACAGGGGACAAAAAAAGAUAAAAACAUAUAUAUAACAAAAGGAAAAAAUCGCAAUAAAAAAUGAUUAUGCUAAAACUUAAAA